Molecule: messenger RNA, 5792 nt
Organism: Amoebophrya sp. A120
Lineage: Eukaryota; Dinophyceae; Syndiniales; Amoebophryaceae
Source: the annotation of a GenBank genome assembly
UGAUUGUUUUAGGACGAGCAAGGGCAUUUUAGAAACCUAAGACCCGUUGGUAUUAUUCUUGAUCACUCAGAAGUAGUCUCAAGAAAUAGCGCAAUCAAAACAUCACCAUGUUGAUGAGGAGUCUCAGUCUGUAAUCUUUCUCCUUCCACCGGCAAACAUCAUCGCAAGGACCGUUCUGGGAUGGUGCUGUUGGUCGUGAAACCGUACGGCCGCGAGCGCUGCUCCGUUUGUGCAGCAGGUCUACUGCUAGCAACGCUUCUUUGCUUGUUCCUUGGACACCCCUCAGCGAAUUUUUGGGCUAGUGGUCGCAUCGGCGAUAAGCGGAAAAACAUAAUCAUCAGCGCCAUCAACGACCAGGAGGAACAUGAUGGCGAGCAGGCAGACUCCGCUCAAGAAGAUGAUGAAGUAGAACAUCAAGCGGCACUCGACGGACCCGAUGAAAUGCAAGAUGAACCUCAGUUUUUUCAUCUCGGAUCGAUGCGGCCCAGCUCGUGGAAAAAAGAAGCAUCCGGUGUGUCGUUCUCGCAAAAGGCCAAAGAUUCAACGACCAGCUUCCAGUCGCACCCACUGUCCUCUCAACUGCGAGGUGGAAAAGCUACAACCUCAGCGUGGUCCUUCGUGCAGGAAGAAAAAGUGGGAAGGAACAAAAAAGACGUGAAGAACGGAUUUCCAUAUCCGGAUCCUUCUCCGAGGCUCAAGAAGUACGGGUAUGGAAAAAAUUACACGCAGGUGCAUGAGUUUGUGAUAGUCAUGUAUAAAAACGCGCAAGGCGAACCGAGAGCCGAGAAGUACACUGCGCUCACAAACGCCAAGGGGUACACUACCUGGGCGCACCUGCCAAACCACAGCUUUCGAGCGAGCAAUGACGAGCUGCUGAGGGAGACAGAGCAUUGGGUCCAGAGAGCUCCGGUGAUCGAUACCAACGGCAUCAAUCAGGGCCUUCGGUUCGGUGUCACCCUGCUGGACAUCCAUCCAGAUUUUCCACAUGCCCAAUUUGGGCCGACGACGGAGUGGUACGAUCCGGCGGCUGGCACAGCACACGUCGACCUUCUCUUCGACGACGGCGACCCUAGUAUGGAGGAAGAGAAGUUGACAACUUUCGGACAUGCAAAUUUUCCCGUGCAAAAAGCGCACGCUACUGCCGAUAGCGGUGAAGAGCUCCCACUGCCUCCGACGUCGACGCGGAAGCCGCUGGCGCUGGCGCGCAUCACUAGCCUCGGAGGCGGGCGGCUGGAGUACGAGUACAGUCUUCUGUUACAACCGGACGCCGAAAACGAUGAUGCCGGGGGGGCCAGCAACGAAACAGCCGGACCCGCAGCACUUGGCGGAACUUACGUCACGUACUACGCCGAGGCGAAUCAUGGGCACGCACAGUGGAAGUCCCCUUCGCUUAGCUUUACUUUAGCUAAGCCUGAAGAGGUGAACGGUGAUGAUGAUGAUGAUCAUAAUGCUACUAGGAAACGGAAAGUAGAGUGGGGCGCCACCUUCCCGUUUUUGGAUGCGAAACAGACACGCGCUUCUCUCCUAAAAAACGACGUCACCGCGACCGAGAUCGACCCGCAUUCGGUGUCGUUUGGGCUCGUGCAGGUCAACACUGAACAAGUGGAUCCCGAUGACAGCGACAGCUUCAAACUAACGGUGGGAAAUCCGGUGGUGGAAAGUUUUUUCGUUCCGCCCGGUGGCGAACGACCGAAAACGUUCGUGACAGCCUCUGGCAGAAUCCCUGGGGGGCGGUAUCUGACAGAAUCCGGUGAGCGCCGCAUCGCCCCACCAGCACACGCAAAGAGCACAAAUACCAGUUCGGGCGGCACGUGGUCCUGCGGCUGCAGCGGAGACGCGUCUUCUCCCAACCCAGCAAGCUCCUUUGCGCAGGGAGACGCACAGGAUAAGUCCCGUAGCUGCGGGUCUACUUGUGCAGGGCGAGAAGAAGACCACCACGAUGACCAUGCUGAAGAAAGGACCACUUCGGCUGCCGCUGCCGCAGAUGCACAUCCCCCACGGUACAUGGGUGUGGAUGUUCACGAGUUUCUGGUCUUCGGGCGGAUGUGGAGGAGCGCGCUGGACGUACAGGGGAAGGUAUGGGUGUGUCAGGUUGGAACUUUGCAAAGCGGAAAAAAUGAUGUUGAGCCAACAUGGCGCUCCAUCAACUGUCUGAGGUCAUGAAACAAACGUAGAGAGACUGUCACGAUUGGGGAGAUUGCAGGGGCACUAGACGAAAGGACAUGGCUCUGCCCUAAGCUAACAUCGUGUUGACGGAUUGUCUCUAAGGGCGAGACCCAGAAGCAGAUAGCUUUGCCAUGCGUUGCGUUACCACUUGCGGCCCUGCCUAGCAGUAUUAAAGGCCAUCGUCGUGAUGUCUCAUAUUUAAAAAGGCCGACCGCGCGCCUCGCCCCCGACUGAUCCUCGUACGAGAGGGAUCGGGAUCGGGCGUGACAAAUUCGACGAAGAUUGAGACCCUUUCUCUAUGUCGAUGAUGACACGCACUUUUUUUCCAUUUUCGCACUUUCCUGCCUGGCACGCCCAUGAAGGGAGGUCAACUUGUACCGUGCGGUCACGAGCCCCACGGGUCGCACCACCUGGGUCCUCGGUCCAGGUGCGACCGACCACGACUUUGCGGAGAUUAAUCGUCACCGGGGGGUGACGUUGCCGGUGAUCGACUACAACGGUAUUCACCAGGGCCCUCGCCUCGGGGUCGCCCUUUUGGACCGCAUGUACGUGGACGAGUUCCUCUGGGAUCAUUCGACGCCCCCAGAACCCGCCCUCACGGAGUGGUACGAUCCAGCGGCUGGCACAGCGUCUAUCGAGCCGCAGGACCGGAACGAGCUUGAUCACGAUGAUGAACCCGCACUGGCGCUGGCUUCUGACGCGACGAAAAACAAGAAGCCGCUGCUACAGCAGCGCAUCACUGGCCUUCCAAACGGCCGGAAAGAGUUCGAGUUCCGUGUACUGCUAGCGGACGACGACUUGCAUGCUGUCGGCGCGGGGGACGACAAGCACAAGAGGAACAAGGCAGCUACAGGAACAAGAACAACUCCUGGGGAUGAACGUGAAAAGUACAUCCAUUACUAUGCGGAAGCGGACACGGGUGGACAUACCCAGUGGAAGUUCCUUCCGUUUAACUCUACUACGAGGGAAGAGUGGCCAAGCCUCCCGCUGCUGGACUUCCAGGUCAGCUCCACCUACGACUAUCAAGACCACCGCGUCGAUCCGCACACCCUCAGUUUUGGCCUCGUUGAGAUCCACCUAGGAGAUCAUGAUCCCGACGAUAGCAGCAGACUUGUUCUCGAAGCAGGCGGUCCUCCUCUGACGGUGUUGGUUCCAAAUCCGCCCCGCGGCGGACGACCGCCACUCGUCGUGGACCACGGUUCUGGCGCACCAAUUGGUGGGGCGGGAGCUGGAGGUAGUGCGCAGCUGCCCGAGUCGGCCUCGUCGUCGAAACUAAAUGCCGCAAACAGCACAAAUUUCAGUUCGGGUAGAAGCACGUCCUGUGGGUCCAGUGGAGAGGACGUUUCCUCCCCUCGCAGCUCCAGCUCCUUUGCGCAACUACAACAAGGGACGACGACAUUGUCCGAAGAUACUGAACGCGCGGAGCAAGAACUCGAAGCUUUGCAAGACGCGAGGGAGCAGGCACAUCAAACGGGGUUCACGGUUGACAAAAACGGGCACGUCAGCGCCUUGGCGAGUGGAAGUAGUAACAGUCAGCCCGACCGGUACCAGUUCCAGGAAAUUGAGAGCCGAAUCGCGGAUGAUAUGACAGUGCACAACUCCCCCUCCCCCUAAUUUGUCAUGCAAAAUACCAAAUCCAGACUGUGUUUCUUGGAACUGUUUGCAUGACAAACUCCGGAAUAAGCCCAAACAGCACUACACUCCUGUGGAAAUUUGUCAUGCAAAACCGGCAUUCUUGCUGACCCUUGUAUUGCCGUUCAUGCUAUACAAAUGAGGGGGGGGGGGGGCAGUUGUGCAUUGUCAUAGAUGAGCAGCUGGAACAGGAACGCGCCGACCACUUGGUGGAGCAAAGCCUCGCCCACGGGGGAGUAGCCGAGCAGGAUGGUGGUGGGCACGCCGUGGUCGCGGCUCCUGCGCAACAUUUCGAACAAACUGUCACGAGUCAACAUCACAGCAAGCGCGAGCUCGAACCGGAUUGCACAUCCUGUGGUUGCAUCGAGUGCCACGAUCUCAGCGACGACCGCGCAUCCUACAUUCAUCAUCGAAGCUCUCCCCCCCACUUUUGGCACCAGGUAUCAAAUGCAAAUAUGUCUGGGUCUGGAAGCUUGUGAUGCAAAAAUGUGGAUGAUGGAAGCAGUUUCCUUCGCACGCAACUUAGCAUGACAACUUUCCACACCUCCGCUUUUUCAUGAUAGGCAAUCCGCAUCAGAAACUGCGUGCUUGCAUGUACAAAAGAGGCUGCGACUUUUGUUGGUUAUGCAAUACAGAUUUCCUCGGUAUGGAAAGCUAGCACUACAAGUUGCAUAUUUCCAGACCCAGAGACUUUUGCACUUGAUACAGGAGUUCUUACUACGAUUCCUCUUCAUCGGACGACUCGUAUCACGGGGGAUACGGUAUGAACUGCAAAAGUAUCGUACUCGUACUAAUCGUAAUCGCGUUUAUGCAUUCACAAAUCUUUUUGUUAAGGAAAAUCUGCAUUACAAAUUUAAUUUGUAAUGCUAAGUCAAUUUGUAUAUGCACUUAUACGAGUACGAUACUUUUUCAAUUCAUAUACUUACACAGUGCGGGAAGCCAAAUCGGCGGCGCCAAAGACAUGCUGAAGGCGGGCGCAGUUGGCGCCGCGGUGGGAGCGGCCGGAGGAUACCUGGCCGGGAGGAGUAAAGGAUCCUCGUCGUCCUCGGGUGGGCUCGGCGGUGCAAUUUCGUCUUUCGGGGGGAGACGCUGAAAACGUUGACUGGUGGAAGAAACAGCUUCGAAUGAAUUUCAAUUAGUUCAAUUUUUUCAAUUUACUUUGUCGAUGUUGAAGACGACAGCUGUUGACUCAUGAUCUUUCGCGUUGCGCACCUACUUCUAACAACAAGGUCUUAGGCUCCAAAGUGAUUGAUACAGGCGCUCAUAUGUUGAAUCUUGAAACUGCGACCAGGGUCGUCAUUUUCUGUCUUCGUUCACCUGAUUUAUUGCGCUCGGCUUCGCGCUCGGGCUUCGUCUUCCGCACUGACUUUGACUUGCGCUAGCUGGCAAAUACAAAUGAAAAAAAUUAGAAGAGCAAUUGUCUUUGAUGAAACAAUCAGCAACAGGAACAGCAUGACAGCAAAGACAUUUGAUUCUUUUAUGCCUUAUAUGAAAUAGCCGUAUAUUUCUGUAGCGUUUUUCGAUUUAUUCGUUGUCUUGUUCUCAUGAUCUCUUAUUUUGGCAAAGCUUUCUGAAUUUAAUUUGAUCAUGUUUGUUGUGACUACUAUCAGCUUGCUAUGUAAACAAAUUAAUUUCCGGAUCGACCUUAUCUUUAUGAGACUCUAACCAGAUCCAAGUGAACGUGCUGAUGCUCUUAUUCUAGCUGUUUUCAUGACAAGUUUCCAAAAAAAUCUGGCAAAGAGGUUGAGUUAGCUGUAAACGAGUCUUGUUAAUCUACGCUUUGUCUUUCGUUUAUUCAGUACUUACCUUAUCCAGCUAACAUAAACAUUUUCGUUGCAUUCAUCUUGCAAAUCAAACGUGGAAAUGCGACCACGCCGUUGUAUCUAUGUCGCGUCAGCAAUUUGGGAUAUUACAUGCAAAGCUUUUUGCUUCUCCAUGAUCAUAUAGAACAGAGAAACGCAACAUGCCAUCAAACGUUGGAGUGUAUUCGGGAC